UGAACCUGCGAUAACAGACCCGGCUCUUCCCAGCGUCGGCAGAGCCGGACCGGUCGUCGGGGCACUUGAAGGAAGACCGAGGGGAAGAAAGGGUAAAUCCACGUUCGGGAAGUAAACUGGGCAUGGAGGGUCAGGAACUGCCUUACGUGCUCAUUGACUGUGUAGGAGGGAAGCAUGGAGUAUAUGAAGACCAUGUUGAAUUUCUGGAGAAACAUUUUCAUCUCAUCACCAUGAAAGAAUAUCUUGAAAACAAGAAAUCUCUCGGCAGAAAGAUCAGAGCUAUUUAUAUAUGGUAUCACAAACCAGUUAUUAAUGAAGAGCUGCUCCAGAGCUUGCCUAACUUGAAGAUAGUUGCAAAUGCUGGAGUGGGGAUAGAUAACCUGGACCUGAACCUCCUCUCCAGCUAUGGUGUCAAAGUGUCCAACACUCCAUUUGUUGUUUCCACCGACACUGCAGACUUUGGGAUGGCUUUGAUGCUGGCAUCUUCCAGGAGACUCAUGGAAGGCUAUCAGAUGGCAGUCUCCCCUGACACGGAGUAUUUCCCCGCUAACUGGCUGGGCGCUGAGGUUUCUGGGGCGACCCUGGGGAUCGUGGGAAUGGGCACAAUUGGCUACAAAGUGGCCGAGAGAGCCAAAGCCUUUGAAAUGAAGAUUUUGUACCACAACAGGAAUCAGAGAAACAAGGAAGAAGAAAGUGCCGUUAGAGCUAUUUACUGUAAGAAGAUAGAUGAUUUGCUCCAGCAGUCAGAUUUUGUGUUGCUGUCUGUGAACCUGACUCCACAGACGCAUAAACUGAUUGGGAAGAGGGAGCUGGAGCUGAUGAAACCCACAGCUACUCUCAUUAAUAUCAGCAGAGGUCUGGUUGUGGAUCAGGAUGCUUUGGUGGAAGCCCUUCAAAACAAAGUUAUUAAGGCAGCUGCUCUGGAUGUGACAUAUCCUGAACCGUUGCCAAGGGAUCACACUUUGUUAAAGCUGAAGAACGUUAUAAUAACUCCUCACAUUGGAAGUGCCACCACAAAGACACGCCGCCUUAUGAUGGAAAACAUGACGGAAAGCAUACAAGCGGGUCUUACAGGUCUCCCUAUCCCUAAUGAAGUAUUCUGUGAAGCAGCCUGCACUUAAUGUUAAUGCCAUUAGUGUUUAUCCUGGUGUGAGGAAACAGUAAUUUGAUCACCCUUCAUGUAACUAUCCCAGGUGUGAUAAGACACAUAAUGCAUAGGUUUAAUUUAUUUAAAUAACCCGAAAGUGAUUCUGGAUGGAAAACUGCAGUAUUUUGUCACAAAUGCCAAUGAAAAUCUCAAGAGUGAUAGUCUUUGUGAGAAACUAUGGACUAGGGUAUUGUUUAUUAAGAUCUAUGUUAAGCUCAAUUAUUAAGAUCUAUGUUAAGCCCAAUUAUUAAGAUUUGCUCAAUGUAGAGGUUAAGAUUUGCUCAAUGUAGAGGUUAGGCUUUGCUCAAUGUAGAGGUUAGGCAACAGAGGAUAUGAAACUGCUUACACUAACUGAACCAGAUACCGUUUGUGCAAAGACAACCGCCAGAUGUUCAAGAACCGACAAGAACAGGACAGACAACCCCAUAUAAGGACAUAUGAGUGAGGGGUCAGUCAACUAUGGGACAAAGGAGGAAGACUUCUUACUUCGGCCUCAACGACCACCAGGAGGCAGAAAACGACCCCCUAACAACAACUGGGGCAUGCGCAGAGUACCUCCAGUACUUCAUUGAACAGGGAAGUAAAGGUGUAUAAAAAUAGACUGAUUGAACUGCUCAGUACGGCAGUUGGCGGAGCGCAGACUCCCCUGCCGUCCAGCGCUGUAUUUGCUCAUAUUCUACUUGCUAUAAUUAAUAAAAUUUUAAUUGGAUUAUGAUCCGUUGUGGUCGCAAU
This is a messenger RNA of Egretta garzetta (little egret), 1879 nucleotides long. RefSeq names its product probable 2-ketogluconate reductase. The coding region runs from base 123 to 1121 and encodes 332 amino acids. The transcript has 6 exons. The record is from RefSeq and is a predicted model, not a curated record. Gene Ontology annotation, molecular function: glyoxylate reductase (NADPH) activity; hydroxypyruvate reductase [NAD(P)H] activity; NAD binding. Gene Ontology annotation, cellular component: cytosol. Lineage: Eukaryota; Metazoa; Chordata; Aves; Pelecaniformes; Ardeidae.